AUGUUUCAAAAUGGCGGACACCAUGGAAGAGUACAAAAAGAUGAAAGUGAGACACUCAAAUAUAUCACAUUCACAGCUUAAUAUUUAAUUUAAUUAUCAAUAUCACUAAUUUAAUUGGCUAUUUAAGAAACUUUAUGUCAUAACCACAUUAAAAUUAAUGGUCUCAUAUUUCCGGUCUAGUCGGUAACUCUCAGCUGAGAUUUUGAUUUUUUAGGCAGGAGGCACAUUGCAAAUCAUGAAAUCGUUAAAAUUGUAGUUAGUGGCAGAGGUUUUGCCGAGAGAUAUCGCCCUAAAUGCAUUGACAUCAUUUUGGGGAAUCCCAACACUGGACUUCAGGUGACAGGAUCAACAGUUUGACCUGAAGGAUGUGUGUGAACCUUUCCUGUUCUUCACAAUGAAUGAGCAUUGGCAUUAGGCCUAUGCGAUGCCUAUUAUUAUUUCUGUCAAUCAUAAACUUGAUAAACUGUCAUAAGCUUAGCGCUAGUUGCCAUGAAAAAUACUUGCUAACUAUCCUCGCAUUACUAUAAAUAUGACCAAAAAUACAUUUUGUGUUUACAUUCUAACUGUCCCAUGUGCUUUUUUUAUUAACUUCCUGUCAAUAAAUUAAAAUCUCAAGCUGAAUCACUAUGAAACAUACUAUGACGUUCACAGUGACUUAUAGUAGUUAACCAGUUAAAAUUAACAUUUCCAUUUUUUUCUUUAUUAAAAUUAAACUUACUAGGUUCAAAACAAAUUUUUAAAUAAACUCAUCCUUGCUGACCCCAGAUAAACACCGGAGAAAAGAUGCGCACAUUGUUAAAAGUGUUGUCUUUUGAUUGGUUAGAAUUUAGCCGUAGGCUAUUCGUUUCUUUCAGUUGUAAUUUCAUGGCACAUUUCAGCAUAAUUUUCUGGAGAGGGGAGACCUCUCCCCACUUUCAACACAACGAUAAAAAAAAAAUUAAAUACUGGGUAAUUUAUGGGGAGGUAAGUCCCCCCCCCCAAGUGCCGCCGCCCACCCCCUCCCCCUCCUUUUUUUUUUCAAACAAUUGUUUUAAUGAGAAAAAAGACUUAUAUCACUUAAAUACAUUAAUACAGAGCUAAAAAUUGAAAACUAUGGUUGGUAGUUAACCAGGGGAAACUCCAUGAUCUAUACCAGUGGUUCUUAACAUUUUUGGAGGUACAGAACCCCACCAGUUUCAUAUGAGCAUUCACCGAACCCUUCUUAAUAGGAAAAAUAAAAUAUGAUUUUUUUUUCUGAUUUUUUUUUUUUUUGGACCUCCGCCGAACCCCUGAGACUGACUCACCGAACCCUGGGGUUCGAUCGAACCCGGGUUAAGAACCACUUAUCUUUACACUGUGGAAGACAUCGCAGGGCCUGCUGCUAAUUGCAUUUUAGCAGAAAUGGUCUGUCUGUUAGCAUUGUAAAUUUAAUACGCCUACAAAUGAAAAAGCAUAUUUUAUUAGGACAAUGAUAGGGUAGGGGAAAGUGCUGUAAGCAUAAUAGAAUAUGUGUUGGGUAGAACAUAAUGCAUCCUUCCUCACAUACAAUUUGGCAUGAACGCAGCAACUUUGUUUCCCUAAGACCAGCUGACAACCUGAUAUUUUGAUAUUUUUUUAGAUAAGUUGUUCAGGUGACAGUUCCCAUGUUUUUUGCAAAAGGCUGUUACUGCUUAUAGGAAGUGUCAAAUUAUUGUGCAUGACAAAAUAAAUCUUGGGAAGCCCAAGUAUUCAUGAGGCUCAUUUUGCCCACAAAGUCACUUUGAUAUUAUUAAAUUGUUAUUUGUUUUUUUGGUUAAGAAGUAACUGAUUUCCAUAUAGCUAUAUGUAUAAGUUAUUCAAAUAAUGUCUUCUGUACCUACAAAAAGAACCAUUUAAAAGAUGUACUAGAAAAAUAUUUAAAUUCGCUGCCAUCUUUUGUCAUUUACGGUGGCUUUUGUUGUCUCAAGAGGGAGCUCUUCCAUCAUUGGGGUGGAUUAUAUGGUAGGGAGAUUUGAUGCCACGUUGAACUCUCUUAUUUACACAUUAGCUAUAUUUUUACUUUGGCUAAAAGAUAGCAGUAGGUUUUUUAACACUAGCUCUUAAUGUGUAAAACAAUUAAGUUUAAUCAUUUGAGGGAACUAUUUACUUUGUGAUGAACGUAGCGAUUUUAUUUCAUCCCACAAAAAAAUGGCAAGAAGUUUCAUUGAGCUCCAUUCCACUUCUUUCCUCAUACAUUUGGAAAAACCAUAAAAAUUGUUUAAAAUAUACAAAAAUAUUUUUAAUCCAUAUUAAUCAAACUUACACUUUUCAUUAGUUUCAAUAAAAUAUACUUUUACACACAUUAUUACUGGUUCCACCAAAAAUAAUAUCCAAAAGAGGUCAGUAAAGUCAAAAUCCAUUUGCAAAAAGUAUAUACUGUAUAAUCCAAAUGGACCAAACCUGCAACAUCAGGAUGAAAGCAAUAAUCUGUUAAUUUAAAUCAAAGUCCUUAUGAAAGUUCACUUUAAACACCAAAUAUUAUAAAGAACUUAGGCAUAAAUCAAAUAUGCCCAAUGACAAGCUAAACAUAAAUAGGCCUGUAUAAUUUUUGAUUUCAAUUAAGCUACUGGUAAAUCAUUAGUUCCAAAAAAAAUUCAAAAUGCAAACAUAAGCACUUCAGAACAAAGCAAAAAUCAUAAGACAGACGCCCCUAUGACUACAUUUAACUCGGCUGUAAAGUUAUAUUUAAUUACCCUUGCCAAUAAGUAUAUGUGGCAAAUCUAUGGACCUAAAAGAUUUAUUUAGUUUUGGCAUCAGUCAAUCUCUUAGAGACAAUCAUGUAAUUUCACUAGAAGUGAAAUUCCAAUUGAGAUUUCUGUCAAAAGUACUCAAACCUGGGGAACGAUUUCUAUUUGGAGAAUAAAAUUGUUUCCAGUCAGCAGAUCCCCAUUCUCUAUGCAGCUAGUGAACCCGAGGGAAUAAUUAAUGGUUGAUACGGCUUUGCAGGAGUUUUCACUGAUCCACCAAUCGAUUUCCAUCUUCGAACUUAAAAGUAAAGCUUUGUUAACAGGGGCAUCCAAUUUUACACACUAAAAGCAAUGUUUAUCCCUACCGGGUACUGUAAAGGUAGGGAAAUGCAACAAAAUAUGUCUGCAGUUUUAGUUAAAUUAGCACAAGCAAUAGUAGUUUUUAUAACUUUAAUAGUGUAAAAACAAAUUGAAUUCUCAGUUUUUGGCUAGUGAAUGAAAAGAUGUUAAAUAAAAUGAUACUUUUACAUAAUAGUGUUCCCAAAAAAUACCACACUUUGAAACAGCUAAAUAUCAAUCUUUGUUUCCAAAAUAUUAUGGAUUCAACUAGAAUAUGACUUAGGUUUCAUCUAUUUUAUUAAUUUGUGGAAAAUCAAUAUUCAGCUUAAGCACUGUUCGAUCAGUAUCUGCCUACAGAAAAUGCAUUUUAAAAGUUAUAAGUAAAUGUAGAUUGUUUUGAAAUAAAAUAUUUUUAUAAUUUUUAUUUCAUUUUUACCAAAUUAGAUCAUCUUUAAACUUAAUGUGCUUUUUAAUAGAUUGACCCUAUUAUGGUCCUUACAUUGAUAGCAGCAGAGACAAAUUACCCAGUCUAGGUUCUAAAUUCAAAUGUUUGGAAAUCAGAGGCUUUAUCAUUUCAUUAAAAUAUAAAAUAACAUGACGCAGUGCAUUCCAACAAUCCUAGUCCAUGUAGCAUUAAAUGAUGUUAUACUUUCAAGGCGGAACUAAAAGAAAGAUUUUAAAAUGAUUCCAGGUGCCAGAACUCAAACAAGUUUUAAAAGAACGAGGGCUUUCUGUCACUGGAAAUAAGUCAGAAUUGUUAAAACGACUUGGAGAAGCUCUUGGCACAGGUAUUUGGUUUAAUAGCUGAGUGAUAUUUUAAUAACAAAUAUACCAUUAUUCUUAAACUUAAAUUAAUGUGCCUAAUUUUUCUACAUCAAAAGAAAUAAUUACCUGCAAUAAUUAUUUGUUAACUCCUUUUAUUAUUUAUAAUUAAGAAUGAAAACAAAAUAACUUACUUGAUAAUGAAGAUGCUAAUUGUGAUUUUUUUUUUUUUUAGCAGAGGGUCAAGAUGGCGGUGUGGAAGACAGCAUACACAGCAUAGAUGAUAUUGUGAGUUUAAAAUAAUAUAUAAUCUAUAAUUUCAAAUUAAGAUUUAGAUUUUAGUGAACAUUGGGCAUAUCCUUAUAAUUGUGUUGCAAAGUAUUGCCAAUUAAAUUCUAAGAUUGUCAUCACGAGCAAGACCCUACAUUGAUAUAUUUCAAAAAGUCCCUUAAAACCCAUCUGUUUAGGUCAGCCUAUGACCUGUGAUGCACCCUCCUUGCCCUGCCUCAUUUUCUGUCUCGGGUUGAUCCUGUAGUAUAGGCCAAAACGUGCCAAAGUGUCCUCGUUUUUUAGCCAUCUUAAUUAUUUCUAUAGUAUAGUAGUUACUAUCCUAGUGUCUCAUUUUUAUUUUACUUAGUUUACAUGUUUUUAAUAAUUGUAAAGCGCUUAGAGCUUUAAGGUAAGCGCUAUAUAAAAAUGCCUAAAUAAAUAAAUAUACUGUUUUUCUAUUUCUAAUAACAAUAGAUGUCAAUUUUGUCAGUCAUGUUUAUUUAUGGAAUAUAGCUUUUCUUGGUAAUUUUUUCAACCCCAGUAUUCCAAGAAAUUAAAUUGAUUGACCAUUUCCGAUGUUUCCUGGAAAAAUUUUUAUUGUAAUAAAACUUGACAUGGUUAUCAAAUCACAAGAUGGCAAAGAAGAAAUUUCAUUCUCUAUGUUCCUACCUAUAUUAGAGUCGAUUGAUAUACAUACCAUGAAUAGAUAUAAGAUUUGUCAGGGCAAAAGGCAAUUAAAAUUUAAUUUAUUUUAAAAAAAUAUAUGUGACUUUCAUUUCAUAAUGCAACAUUGUAAUACAAAACAUUCAUGUUAGAUUUAAAAAGUAGUUAACUGAUAAAACAAAUGACUAGUUUUCACACAAACUCUCAUGGACCAACACUUUAUUGGCAUGGGAAGUACCGGUAUUCUUUUUUGAUAUAUCAUGUGCAAAAUACUGAUUUUUAGGAGGACGAAAAAGGGAUUACGGCAUAGGGAAAAAGGAAAUGUGAGGGUUAAAUAAUUCUGAAAUUUUUAAAAUCAAAGCUAAAUUUUCAUGUCACUAAUAAAUUAUAUAUUUAUAAUUGAUGUUAAGUUUUUUUAGAAAAUUAAUUUUAGGGAAUUGAAUGAUUCCAGCAAAGAAUAAAGUAACAAAAAAUGAUUUUUUUUACAUUUGUUAUAAUGAAUUAAUAGUUUAUUGUAUUUAUCUUCUAGUUAAAUGAUGACACUGACCAGUAAAAUGACUGCAAUUAUCUUCUAGUUAAAUGAUGACACUGAGACACUUACAAUGAUUGCAAUUAUCUUCUAGUUAAAUGAUGAUACUGAGACACUAACAAUGAUUGCAAUUAUCUUCUAGUUAAAUGAUGACACUGAGACACUAACAAUGAUUGCAAUUAUCUUCUAGUUAAAUGAUGACACUGAGACACUAACAAUGGUUGCAAUUAUUUUCUAGUUAAAUGAUGACACUGACCAGUAAAAUGAUUGCAAUUAUCUUCUAGUUAAAUGAUGACACUGAGCCCCUAACAAGCAACAAAGUUGAGAAUAAAACAGAAGUUAUUGUACCAACCAAAAGCACGACAGUCCCAAUAACAGUGAAGACAGACCCACUGGCAUCCAAUGGGGUUAAAGAGGAGUAGGUCACAUUUGUUUUUGUUUUUUUCAUUAAAGCCAUACAUAAUAAUUGAAAUUUUCUCCUGAAAUCUAGGUGUAUAUUUCUGUUAAUUACUCAGUUAGAUUUUGUCAUGUAAAAAUUUAAACAGAUGUUUUAUUUUUAUAAUUGCAAAUUCUUUUAUUGAAGAUUAAUGAGAAAUUUGUUUUAAUGAGCAAUUCAAAAUAAUAAUUAAUUUUUUUUAAAUGUUUUCUGACAGUAAAGAAACAACCAAGCAAACUGCCCCCGACACAACAAAAGCAGCAAAGCCAACUGAAGUUGCCAAGCUGACAGAUGAAGAGGUAUUAUCUCCUUAUGAUAACCCACUCCACUCUUUCACUCUGUGAUGUACGCAGUCAUUAUGACUAGAAAAUAAAAUAUAACAUUUCUUAUCCCUUGACAAAUUUGGCUGAUAGAGUAAUAUUGUAAGAGGAAUUCCUCCUAUUGUAUUAUUUUUUAAUAAAAUAAUUGCUGGUUCACAGAGGCUGAAACUCAGAGCAGAAAAAUUUGGUGUAGUAUCAACUGAAGCCAAGAAAGAGUUAAGAGCUCAAAGGUAUGUACAUAUUUUCAAGGAAAUUCCAGGGGCAUUUUAUAAUAAUAUAAUUUAUUUUAGCUCAUCAUAAAAUAUUUCACUGUUUAUAUUAUUUUUACCGGUAUUAUUUUUUUGCAAAAAAUAGAUUUUCAUAUUUUCCCUCAAAAAGUGUAUUUACUAAAAAAAAAGUAACUUUUUGGGACAUAUUUCAAGUUUCAUUUUAAGAGGAACAAUGUCCAAGUAAAUCAUUAUAAAAGCUGAUAAGAUUAAAUAGAUCAUAUUACAAGUUCCAUACUUUGAUGGAUAAAAGGCACAAAAUACCUUUUUUAAAUCAAUGUUUAUUCCAUUUAUGAAAAUCUUGAAAAACAGAAGUUGACUUUUGGCAAAUAACAGUGUAUCACAAUAUGCCAUUUGAAACCCACUGUCUUAAAGCAUAGAUUUUUAUCUCCAUUGUCUUAAAGCAUACAUUUGUAUCUCCACUGUCUUAAAGCAUAGAUUUGUAUCCCCACUGUCUUAAGGCAUAGAUUUGUAUCUCUGUUGUCUUAAAGCAUAGCUUUGUUUCUCCACUUUCUUAAAGCAUAGAUUUGUAUCCCCUGUCCGAAAGCAUACAUUUGUAUCUCCACUUUCUUAAAGCAUAGAUUUGUACAGUGGCCCAUGGAACAGUGAAUGGUUUACUUUACUUCUAUAAACCCUGGAUAGUUUGUGCUACAGUGGGUGAGAGUUUUAGGAGUGAUAUAGUUCUUUCUUUGGAACUCAGUUUAAAAUAAAGCCUCCUGUAUUAUACUGCAUCUACUAAUUUAAUGAGUAUAACAAUUUUAGGCUGCCAGUUAACAACUAUGAAGGCUUAUUCCAUGUGACAUGAGUUACCUAAUAAGUAUGGAGACGUCCCCGUGACGCUAAGGAGACUUUUGCCUGGAGAUACAGUGCUAAAUAAUUAUGGAGAGUUGGGGGGGGGGGGGUGUGUACAAGUUUCUAAAUAAUUAUGGAGACUUGUGCCGGGGGUACAGUACUAAAUAAUUUUGGAGCCUUUUUCAAGGGGUAUGUAUAAGUUUCUAAAUAAAUAUGAUUUGAUGGGAUUCUGUUAAAUAGCAGCUUAAAUAAUUAUUUUGACUUGUAGGUUUGGUACAACACUAAAUGACAACACAGUUACUAGAACAGAGACAUCUAAAAUCCCUGUAAGUAACCCCCUUUUUUAUAUAUUAUGCAGUUAAGUUUAUUUUAAAGACUUUAUAAUGAAUCCAUCAGUGCAGAACAUGUUUGUACUUUCACAAACCUUAAUAUUUAAGUGUUGACUUUAACUUGCCAAUUUAUGCAUAUAGCUGCAGUGUUAAAUCAUUUCAGGAAUUAAUUUAUAUUUUAAAUUGCCUGAAUUUUCAUAUUAAUAAACUGGAAAUUUGAGAAAAUGGAAAUAAUCAGUAAAAUAAAUUGAUGUAUUUUAUUAUGCGAUCAAUUUCUUAAAAUAAAGAGCCAUCUUAAAUUAUAAACAUUUUCUGUUAUUAUUUAUUUACUUUUGCAUUUUACCCGACCCGAGGCAUAUGCUGCUUCCGGGUGUAUCCCAUUUUUGUGUGUCUACUUCUACCUCGCAUCUCCUUGUAUUCAUUUACCUUCUUCUCUUCCUUUUCUCCUGUGGAUUUAAUGUUAAAACAUUGCUUGUAUUGUAAUGUGCCGGUAUCUGCUUUUAGGCUGAUGAGAUUGAACGUCUCAAGAAAAGAGCAGACAGAUUUGGAGCGAUAGUUUCAACUUCUCUAACCAAAGUAAGUAACUAAAUACACAGACACAGGGUUAAAGAAAAUCAUUUUUAAAAAUUAAAUGUUACUUUUUUACUUUAGCAAGAUUCGACAUAAACAAUAUGCUCCAAAACAUACAGUACUGAAAUAAAAAGACAAACAAUAUUACCGGUACUUGUUGUCAUGUCUUCAGAAAAAAACUAAAUAUGCACUGUUAGCAAGUUGAUUUACCAUAUUAAUCGUAUGUGAAAUGUAGUGUUGGUAAUGCAAGUCUAGGCCACCUUGCCAUAGGCAGUUUACAUAUCGUGCAGAUUCCUUAAUACCCUUGCAAAUGAAGAUGAGUUGCUCGCUCAAUGCAGGCACAGCUCUUGGGGGAUCUUCCAAGUUGAACACCCCCUCCUUUGACAUUGACCACAAGGAGGCAACAGAUGGUGUAACAUCUGUGGAAUGGGUUGUGCAUAGACAGUCUGUACCAUGUACAAUUAUUUGUUCUGGAAAGUUUUUCUACAACAUGGCUGUCACAGGAUGACCAUUGCCAUCAUGGUCAAAUAUGUAACAGGUCUCAGAUCACGGGAAAGGGGGAGGGGGGGGGGGUCGAAUUUGAAUAGUGAUUCCCUGAGGGUGUGGUCCAAUGGAGACACUGGAAAGUUUUUCUACAACAUGGCUGUCACAGGAUGACCAUUGCCAUCAUGGUCAAAUAUGUAACAGGUCUCAGAUCACGGGAAAGGGGGAGGGGGGGGGGUCGAAUUUGAAUAGUGAUUCCCUGAGGGUGUGGUCCAAUGGAGACAUGUAUGGUUUAAUUUUGACCCUCAUGAAUUUGCCUAGAGAGGGGACGUUUGUUAUAGAAAGAUGUCAGACAUUAAUUACAAUCUAUGGGUAUGUCAGCGACUGGGAGCUGUUACAUUGAGAGGCACUUGGGUAUACAACCCAAUCGAAAUUCAGUUUUAGACCUAUAGCAUUUUACAAGUUGAUGCCACGGAAUUUCACAUAGAGGUAAGUGUAAAUAUGGAGGAUGAGUGGGUGAGAGUUGACUGACAGAUAUAUUAGGUAGACUUAUUUAGAAGUAUCCUGGAAGAGCCACGGUGCUGUUGUUUGUCUUUUGCAUGAGAAUAUGACCUAGGCUGUAUAUAAACAGGUGAGUAAGCAGGUGGCAUGCCAAGAUGACUAUAUAACAGGGUGAGUAUGCAGGUGGCCUGCAAAGAUGACCAAGGCAAUAAACAGGGUGAGUACGCAGCUGGCCGGCAGUCCUAUUUGUGCCUGGAAAGCUUUCUCCCACAUGGAUCCUAGUGGGAUUUGAGUUGACUCUGCUUUUUCUUGGCGUGCGCUUUAAUUUGUUGUGUCUGAAGCACUUCUUCUAUCUUCCUCCUCCAUUUCAGGUGAAAAAUGGUGGUCUCAAAUAGGGUAGCCUAGAUACCUAGAGGUAAUAUGCCUGACAUGCACUUUAUUUUGAUUAAAGAGAGGGAGAACUGCGCAAUUCAUCAACAUCACACUCUCGUCCUUGCCUAUUUUGAUCACUUAAAAUAAAAAUAUUUGAAGUUAAACACAAAUCUUAAUUAAACUUAAAAUUAACAAUAUUUAUAGGAUGUGGAUCUUGAAAGUUGAGGUUCGAUAUAUGCAAUUAACCAAGGAAACGAUUUGUGCCUUUCGUCAGAGAACAACGCAUUCCUAAAAAGCACUUGCUUGGAAUUGUUAUAAAUAUUUGUUCCUCCAUUGAUAACAACUGCCUAAUAUAUCUUCCAUUUCACUUUAGGGAAUACGCGACAUUUGAUGCAUAGUUGUCAAAUGCACAUAUGUGUUCAAAAUGCUGAUGUUUCAGUACUGUAUUUUUGGUCAUGCUGUACUUGCUUAAAUAAUUAUAACUUGAGAUGAAAUUAUGUCACUGACCUUGAAUCUUCCAUAACAGAGAUAGACCAGCUCAAAUGAGAUGAUUUAUAUUUUUUUGUUUUACAGAAUAUCAUGUCAGCAAAAUAUCGAUAGUUUUAUUUAUUUAAAUUAGGCAAUUAUUUCCUUUUAUUUUUCCUUUUCUAUUAAUAUAAUGGAAGUUGGGUUGUUCAGUCACUAAGACACAGGACAAGUAACCUGAUGGUCUUUGGUUUAAAACUCAGAAACACCUACCAGUCCUCCCCACACCUAUAUGUCUAUAUCAGUCCUCCCAACACCUACAUGUCUAUACCAGUCCUCCCCACACAUACAUGUCUCAACCAGUCCUCCCCACACAUAUAUGUCUAUACCAGUCCUCCCAACACCUACAUGUCCAUACCAGUCCUCCCAACACCUACAUGUCUAUACCAGUCCUCCCCACACAUGCAUGUCUAUACCAGUCCUCCCCACAUAUACAUGUCUAUACCAGUCCUCCCCACACAUAUGUCUAUACCAGUCCUUCCCACACAUACAUGUCUAUACCAGUCCUCUCCACUCUUACAUGUCUAUACCAGUCCUCCCCACACAUACAUGUCACAAAAUGUAAUUUACCUAAGAAAAGUUUUUUAAAAUUAUGAAGUAUUUCUUAUAGUAUUUGUGUAUAGUGUAUUGAGUCUCAUCAAGCUCAGUCUUGAAUAUGACUGUGUAUUAUGUCAUUUAGUGCAAGAUUUAUUACGUAGCAUUCUUUACUUAAAAGUUAAUUCAUCCUAUCUGACCAGGAUAUGUCUUAAUAGCCAUUUGCGCACCCACAGACAGAAACAGUCAAUUAAAUGGUCAUGAUCGAUUCAGCGGACGGAGUACAAUUUGCAUUCCAGUGUCAAUGUUCAGUAUCUAAAUGUAAGAUUAUAUUUUAAGUCUAUAUUCAUUACAGGUUGAUGAAGAGGAAAGGAAAAGAAAAAGAGCAGAGAGAUUUGGAGCAUCCAACGUCACAGGGCAUUCAGCAGCUAAAACCAGCAAUUUAACUAUUGUUUCUUCAGACCCGGAAGUAGAGGCAAGUAUGCCGGCACAAUAAAUAAACUUAAGUAGACUGCAACAAGAAUGCUAAAAACUUUACAUUAUGUAUGCUUACAAUGUGAAGCUUAAUUAUUUUUCCAGUGUUGACAUCUUUUAUCUUCUAUUAAUUUAUUUAUGUCAUUUGCGUGCUUGUGGCUGUAAAUGUCAUUACUAUACCAUCAUGCUUACUGUCUGAACAAAGGAAUAUUUGCUCUUUUUGUUUAGGCUAAGAAAAAGAAAAGAGCUGAACGGUUUGGCUUGGCAACAUAAUGAUCUGCUUUGAAGCUCAGUUGUGGUUCUGUGUUCACCAUUUGACCAUUUCAACUCUACAUCAACUAAUGCCGUAUCAUUAUUGAUUUUAAAUGUUAUUUUCACUCCAGCAUAUAUUUUAAUUACGCUUGACUAUAAAUUUUGUUCUCUUGUUUGAUGCUUUUAAUUUCAUAAAUAUACUUAUAAGCUUUUAAUGCAAUUUUUAGGUCAGUGAAAAAUUCAUUGAUGACUGGAGAAUAAACAAUUUUAGCACCAAAGUAAAUUCUGUUUCGUUCAUGUUUUUAUAGUGUUAAAAUUAUUGAUGGAUCAUUUAAAACAGUGGUUCUCAACCUUUCUAGUGCCGCGACCCCUUAAUACUGUCUCUCGUGUUGUGGCGACCCCCAAGCCACACAAUUUUCGUUAAUACUUCAUAGCUGUAAGGAUACAUGUUUUCAGAUGGUCUUAGGCGACCCCUGGAAAGGGGUCGCGACCCACAGGUUGAGAACCGCUGAUUUAAAAAUAUUAGAUUAACGAUGAAAUGAUUGUCUGGUUGAUAGGUUAGCUGGAGUGAGUGUUUUACUAUUUAAGGUGAGUAAUCAUUUUUAAAAACAGCUAAUGAUUAAAAUAAAAGAAUACUUUAUCAAGAACAAAAUGAUUAGACAUGAAAUUGUUGACAAUGUAUAUAUCAGUAUAUAGUUUAUUGUACACUGUUGGAAUUAAACAAACUAAAAUUCAUAUAUGUACCUAAAUGAUCAUUAACAAUGAUGAAUAAGAAAACCUGAUGAAGAAAUGCAUGUGUAAAGCCAAUCUGAUGAAAGAUGCAUGUGUAAAGCCAAUGUGUAUAUGCUCUCAUGAGAAUUCUUCAGCUGAAAAAAAUGCUGCAAUUAUAUGUUGUCUAUGAUGUACAAAUAAUAGCAACCAGGAACUACAAAACCUCACUCCUAACUCUAAUUAGUUGAUACCCAGUCCUUCGAGAACAAAAUCACAUAAAAUGUCAUACAAUUUAAUUACUUGCAUCAAAAUCAUGACAUCAAUGAUGGUUAUAGAUGGGAGUGGUCACAGAGUUAAAAAUAGACUACAUUACAAUUGUUCCAAUACAUGGAGACAUUUCUUAUUUCAUAACCUAGUAGUCUGUUGGGUGUCUUGAAAUUAUGUCAUGUCAAUCAUUUUAAAAUUAACGUUAUGCAAGCAAACAACUGUUCUUUCAAAAUAGUAUUAAAAUGGAAUCGGUCAGGAGAGACUUUGACAUCAAAUGCUUUGAAUUUUGUUUUGAACAAAUUUUGAAAAGAUUUAGUCAGUCUGUUCUUGUUAUAUGAAUCUAUCAACAGAGGGAAUUGGUUAAAUCAUGUAAACAAUGCAAUACAGAUGUAGUAGAUGAAUUCCUAUAGUUAUUAUAUUUGACUGGUUUGUUAAAUGCUUCAUUGUUUCAUGAGAAUGGCUAUGGCUGCCUUACAAUGAUACAGAUCAAGUAGCUUAAAGCCUUAACAGAACAUUGGGAAUUAUAUGCUAAUAUUAAUAGUGUUUUUUUUAAAUUAUAAGAUGGUGUUUUUCUUUAAAUAUUCAAAAAGUAAAGUUAGUUUUGAACACAAAAUCUUUUUUUUUUUAAAUAUUUAAAAAAAAAAAAACUAAAUAUAAUAGGAUUAAGAUAUUUUGUGACCAAUCUUUCAUUUCUAAUAACAUAACAAUCUCUAAUUAAUAGUGUUUUUUUUAAAUUAUAAGAUGGUGUUUUUCUUUAAAUAUUCAAAAAGUAAAAUUAGUUUUGAACACAAAAUCUUUUUUUUUUUAAAUAUUUAAAAAAAAAAAAAACUAAAUAUAAUAGGAUUAAGAUAUUUUGUGACCAAUCUUUCAUUUCUAAUAACAUAACAAUCUCUUCUUUUUUUAAUAUAAUGAAAAAUGCUGGUGGAAUUCUCUGUCAUGGCCAAAGAGAUAUGACCACUUAAAUUGACAGCAGUGUUUAAACCACAGACCUCAAUUUAACAAAAUGCAAGAAAACAUUUGUUUUACAUAAUUUUGUCUGAGAAAUGUUUUAAGUAUAAAAGAUAGAUUUUGACAGCAUUGAGCUGAAUGUUGUGAAGGAGCCUUGAGAGAAGAACAUGGAAAUUACGUAUUUCAAAUUAUUUUUGUGUGGAUAUAUUGCAAGAUUUGUGAAUAAUACAGUAAAUGUUAAUAAAUGCCUUGAGAUUUAUUUUUAAGAUAUACAAGAAGUUAAUUUAAUUGCCAGUGUAAUUACACACAUUAAUGGGGAAAUAGUAAAACCAUAGAUGAACAUAAAUAAGCCAUGGAACUUUUGUUAUGCGCUUACAUAAAAUUACAGGGAAUGAGUGGCUAAACAGUCAAAUGUUUGUGCCUGCACUUAAAAAAACAACUGAUAGCAGAUGAUAAAUCUUAGUUACCUGAAAACCAGUUUAAAAAUGUAUUAUAUACCUCUUUAAGGAUAAUGUUAAUUUUAAUACAAUAUUGCUAAUUCAAGCUAUGGAAUCAAUCAAACAACAGUUGUCAAGAGAGCCUGCAAACAAUUUAACUCAAUCACAAUUGGAACUAUCUUCAAUGUACUGAAAUUAGAAUAUUAUCCCUUUGUGGACAUUUUAAUAUGCCAUCAAGUGUAAUUUGAAAAAAAGGUAAAGGUUACUUUGUUUAAAUUAAACAUGAAAGAUUCUUUCAGUGUUUCUUAAUGAUGUAUCUCUCAGCACAAUUGAUAUCUUAUGUUUAUUUAUACAGUGAAUGACUAGGAAUAUUAAGUUGUUUACAAAACAGUUCAUUUAUUUUACAGUGAAUUAAAUCAUAAACAAAAUAGUUUAUGGUAUAAACAAGAGAACAUUAUGUACAACAUUCAAAGAAAUAUACAAGUAUUUACACAGUAUAUACAAUAAAAGUCUAUAAUUUAUAAAGAAUUAUUUUAAGUGUACUAAAAUUUAGAAUAAAACAUUUUCA
Molecule: messenger RNA, 14032 nt
Organism: Lymnaea stagnalis (great pond snail)
Lineage: Eukaryota; Metazoa; Mollusca; Gastropoda; Lymnaeidae
Source: the annotation of a GenBank genome assembly